UGAGGCUUGCGGCAGCGGGAACGCGGACGAGAAAGAACAAGGAAGCAACAUGUGCCACCGCUGCCGAGCACAAAAACUCCACGCGGCAGCAGCAGCGGCGACGGCAGCCCACGAGACGACACGUCGACUGGAUGUUCACACGGCGCAGAUCCUUUGAAUGACCCCAGCGUGCCUCUGACGUCACGCUCUUUUUUGUUUAUUUCUUUGAAGAGUAACGGCUCAAGUUUCGGGACUUCACAUCAUCUCUAUUGUCAGUCGCGACGAAGCAGCCUGGAGGCGCCAUGAAGAGAGAGGUGAAGGCCGGGGUCAACUUUUUCAAGCGGCUGGUCGUGGCGCGCGGCAAGCUGGACGAAGCCAAAGCGACGCUGUUCGCCGACAAGCUCCAGCAGCUCUUGUGCGACAAGUACGACGGCCACUGGUACCCGGACUGCCCCAGCAGGGGCCAGGCGUUCAGGUGCAUCCGAAUAAAUACUGCGGCACCCAAGGACGAGGUGCUCCUAAAAGCCUGCGAGGAGAGCGAGCUGACGCUCGGCGAUCUCUGCCUCCCCCCGGAGGUUACCGUGUGGAUCGACCCGCUGGAGGUGUGCGCCAGAUCGCGAGAGAAUAGCCCUCCGUUCUCGAUAGCCUGUUUCACGGAAGAAGAGGACGAGGACGGCGCCAAGAAAGGACGGGAGGAUUCCCCCGCGGCUCCGGCCAGCCACGACACCUCCGACUAUCACUCUGCCACGUCCUCCGAUUGCGGAUCGGCCGUGUCCAGCGACACAGAGGAGGAGGCAAAGGACGAAGAGGCGGACAAAAAGACGGGGGCCGCGGAGCAGCCGGCGCAGGCCGACACCUUCAAGAUCACGAUGGUGCCCAGGGUUCGGAAAUGCUGCGGGGUCGGAUCGGCGCAAUUGAAAUACGGCAGGCGCACGUGUGCAUCGGGCCAUCAGCCAUUUUACCAGCACGUCCCAGUCUGGUCCCACUGCAAGCACGGCUCGCCCAUCUUCCUCACCUCGACCGUCGGCCACCCGCCGCCGCUGCCGCGCCAUCGCCGUCAGAUGUACGUGCACUACUUCUUAGCGCAGGCGGCUCCCUUACUGCAGCCCCCGCCGCACUUCAUCGUCCCUCAGGCCGCUCUGCGCUCGUGGGAGUCCGGGAACGUUUAGAAAAGCCGGACGGCGCCCCCCUCAGCCGAACGUGAGCCGGUAGAAGAACUUGCCCACCGCUGCCCCGUUUCAAGUUAUUCCUUGCACAUUCUGUUCCAUUUUUUUUCUUAUCUAACGCUCUAAUCUGUGCUAUCCAAAUGAUUCUCGUCAGAAUUUUUGUUGGAUUUCGUGUUUAUUGCUAGCGCUUCAUUCCUAUCAAAUCUGCAGUCACCGGGUGCUCGUACGAGAUCAGGGAUCCUCAGCAAUAAGUGCACUUGAUGCCAGUUUUUUCAGACGAUAUUUUUCCACGUACUUCUGCAAAUGCUGCGACGUAGCGGUCCACUGUGCACAAUCGUUAAUGUUAGGAAGAUGUAAUUCAGGGUUUUAGCCGCUUGUAGUCUUGCAGUUUCACAAAUUUGGUACAGUCAAAUAUUGUUUUGUUUUUUCUUUAGACUGCUUGCCAAUCCCGAAUGUAACGACCAAUUUUCACGUUUUAAAUGCCUUUUUGUUAAUUGUAUUUAGUCGCGAUUGGGGAUAAUGUUAAUUGUAUAGUUUUUACCUACAGAGGUUGCUGUAUGUUGCUUUUUUUUAGAGUACUUGUUUGGUUUUCAAAAUGUUUAAUUUUUUUUCUCAGCCAUCUGUGAGAACUGCAGCAGUAUGUCGCUAAUAUCUACUUGAGAGUAUAAGCUUGUUUUUCGUUUGUUUUUUUUUUUUUUCUUAGUUUGAAGUUAUCCGUGUGGUGUACCUUCAUGUUGUUUCCAGACAGCGUAAAUUUGUAAUUUGACUGUAAAUUGAUAUUUUAGUUACAUAUUCAGGCUUGAAUUUGAAGUGUCUCACUGAUUCUUACCGACUGUGAUUAUUUAAUUUUCCAUUAAGAUAUUUUAUUUACUGUACUUGCAAUGCAACAGCAAGAUGUUUUUUUUUUUGUUUUACUCUUGUUGAUUUUAUUUUUAAAGGAUUAAAUUAUAUCUCUGUUUACAUUG
Messenger RNA from Syngnathoides biaculeatus (alligator pipefish), 2110 nucleotides. Its product is annotated as maternal B9.15 protein. The transcript is spliced from 5 exons. The coding region runs from base 282 to 1148 and encodes 288 amino acids. NCBI's taxonomy places the organism in Eukaryota, Metazoa, Chordata, Actinopteri, Syngnathiformes, Syngnathidae. The record is from RefSeq and is a predicted model, not a curated record. Gene Ontology annotation, biological process: negative regulation of cell population proliferation; negative regulation of mitotic cell cycle. Gene Ontology annotation, cellular component: cytoplasm; nucleus.